AUGCAACCAAUUACCCUCCUCAUUGCUGCCCUCCCCUCCCUCGCGGCGGCAGCGGGAAGUCUCGGCUUCGCCCUCGGUGCAAAGAACGCGGACGGAACGUGCAAGACUUCUACGGACUACGCUGCCGACUUCAAGGUCAUCGGUGCACAUUCGAAGCUCGUACGCACUUAUGCCGCAGACCAGUGCGAUACCGCGAAAGAGAUCUUGCCCGCUGCGAAGGCUGCAGGCUUCAAGGUGAUCUUGGGAAUUUGGCCAGAUACCGAUGACUCCUACAAAGUGGACAAGGCAGCGGUCGUGAAAUAUGCACCACAGUACAAAGACCAGGUGUACGCCAUCACGGUCGGGUCCGAGACGAUGUAUCGAGGAAACUUCACGGGUGACACGCUGUUGAAGAAGAUCAACGAUGUCAAGAGCGCUGUCGGUGGCGCCUUCAAGGUGGGAACCGCAGACAGCUGGAACAAAUACCAGGAUGGAACUGCGGAUCCUCUGAUCAAGGGCGGUGCUGAUAUCCUGUUGUGCAACGGUUUCUCUUACUGGCAAGGCCAAACCCUGGCCAACUCCACAGCCAGCUUCUUCGAUGAUAUGAUGCAAGCAUUCGGCCACAUCCAGAACGUUGCAGGCUCCUUGACUGACGGCCCUGAGCUCUGGGUUGGCGAAACUGGCUGGCCAACCGGAGGAUCCAAGUACCAAAAUGCUGUCCCAGGCGUUUCUAGCGCACAAACCUACUGGCAAACUGCCAUCUGCGGCAUCCUCGACUGGGGCGUAAAUGUCUUCUCCUUCGAGGCCUUUGAUGAGCCAUGGAAGCCUGUCAGCACUGGUCAAGAUGGAAGCGUCGCGGACGAGACCCACUGGGGAGUGUGGAACGCUGACCGCACUCCUAAGUUCCCAAUUACUUGCUAG
Venustampulla echinocandica is the source of this 900-nucleotide messenger RNA. Its product is annotated as putative Glucan 1,3-beta-glucosidase. NCBI's taxonomy places the organism in Eukaryota, Fungi, Ascomycota, Leotiomycetes, Helotiales, Pleuroascaceae. The record is from RefSeq and is a predicted model, not a curated record. Gene Ontology annotation, cellular component: fungal-type cell wall; extracellular region; cell surface. The transcript is spliced from 4 exons. Bases 1 to 900 code for a protein of 299 amino acids. Gene Ontology annotation, molecular function: glucan endo-1,3-beta-D-glucosidase activity; 1,3-beta-glucanosyltransferase activity. Gene Ontology annotation, biological process: carbohydrate metabolic process; cell wall organization.